This is a messenger RNA of Mirounga angustirostris (Northern elephant seal), 5272 nucleotides long. It is a transcript of the gene SMIM17, whose product is annotated as small integral membrane protein 17. The transcript is spliced from 4 exons. Bases 2645 to 3505 code for a protein of 286 amino acids. Lineage: Eukaryota; Metazoa; Chordata; Mammalia; Carnivora; Phocidae. The record is from RefSeq and is a predicted model, not a curated record.
AAUAAAUAAAAUCUUAAAAAAAAAAAAAACACGCAGAAAACAAGUGUUGUUGAGGAUGUGGAGAAAAGGGAACCCUUGUGCACCGUUGGGAACGUGAAUUGGUGUGGCUGCUCUGGAAAACAGUGUGGAGGUUCCUGGAAGAAACUAAAAACAGAAUUGCCCUACGACCCGGCAAUUCCACUGCAGGGCACAUACCCCAAAGAAAUGGAAGUAGGGUCUCAGAGAGAUAUUUGCACACCCACAUUCAUAGCAGCAUUAUUCACAGUGGCUACAGCAUUGGAUGGACAAGCAAAUAUGUGUUAUUCAGCCUUAAGAAGGAGGGAACCUCAGACAGGAGCUCCACCGUGGAUGAACCCUGACGACAUUAUGCAGCGUGACCUAGCGAGGCACCAAAGGACAAAUACUGUGUGAUCCCACUUAUGUAGGUAGCUAGGGUAGUCAGACUCCUAGAGAUGGAAAGUGGGAUGGUGGUGCCCGGGGCUGGGGGCUGGGCGUGGCGUUCAAUGGGGACAGAGUCUCAGGUGAGCAGGAGUUAGGAGGUUGGAUGGUGGUCGUGGCCGCAGGGCACUGUGAAUGGAUUCAUUCAGUAUCACUGAGCUGCACACUGGAAAAUGGCUAAGAUGGUGGAUUUUGUGUUAGGUGUAUUUUUACUCAAAUUUUAAAAAGUAUUUAAUUUAUUUUGAGAGAGAGGGUGUGAGUGGGGGAGGAGCAGAGGGAGAGGGACAAGCAGACUCCCCACUGGGCGCAGAGCCUGUCCCGGGCUGGAUCCCAGGACCCUGAUCACGACUUGAGCCGAAAUGAAGAGUCGGACGCUUAACCCACUGCGCCACCUGGGCGCCCUUAACUCAAUUUUUAGAAAGAAAUAAAAGAGGGUACCGAAGAGCGGGGGAACCUUGCCUCGGUGGGGUUCAUUGUUGUUUAGUCCCGGGUGCGUCUAGGAUCACCUCCUGGGCUGUCCAGGAGGAGGGAAAAUGUAGGGAUGGUGGUGGUGGAGGCCUUGAGGCCAUGUCAGGAGCCUGCCCUGCACCGCUGUGUGGAGCAUUGAAAGCAUCCUGACCAGAGGGGCUCUUGAGGAGCAUGGACUGGGGAGUGCGGCGAGGGAAGGGGAUCGGCAGGGUCAAUGGCGGAGUGGGCCAGAGGGUGAAGACAGAGGGUGGAGAACAGAGCGGGGCAGCAUUUUCUAAGACAAGAGCAGGUGCGCUUAGUGGUCCGCUGGAUGUGCAGGUGACGAGACAAAAAUCAGGACAGUGAUGCCUGUGGACACUGUUGGGGACGAUGGUGGAGCCCGGGUCAAGAGCAGGGGCCCCAGGAGGCAGGCUGUGCUGGGGGCUGGGGACAGAGGGCACCGGUGUCUGGGGAAUUGCAUUCAGAUUUGGGUUUCGAGGGUUUUGAGCUGCCCCUGUCCGCAAGGAAGACCUCCGUGAUGAUGAGUAACGUAGAAGCAAUGAGCACAUUCUGCAUCUCCGUAGUGUAUGUGUUAGUUUCUGAUAUGAAAGCAUUUCAGAGCUACUCACGGGCACAGGGAUACCCCUGAGAGCCACAUCUCCCCCUUUUCCAGGUUCAGAAAUCAUCCUUUGUUUGCUCUGACCCCCUUUUGUCUGUCCUUUUCCUUCACUGUAGAAGUGUUUUUUAUUUUAUUUUAUUUUAUUUUAUUUAUUUUAUUUUUUUAAUUUAAUUUAAUUUAAUUUAAUUUAAUUUAAUUUAAUUUAAUUUAAUUUAAUUUAAUUUUAAUCUAUUUUUAAAGUAGGUUCCACGCCCAAUGUGGAGCUUGAACUCAUGCCCCCCGGGACCAAGAGUCAUGCUCUACCCACUGAGCCCUCCAGGCGCCACCGCAGAAGUAUUUUAGAGCAAAUCUCAGCCAUCAUGUCAGUUGACCCUUACACACUACAAAAACAUCUCUAAAAAAAUAAGAUGGAUAUUUUCUUACCUGUCCAUAAGACCAUUUCCACACCCAACAGAAGCGAUGAGAGUGCCCUGACGUCAUCGAAUACCCAGUCCAUAAUCAAUUCCCUUGAUUGUCUUUAAAAAGUUUUUUUUUUGUUUUGUUUCACACCAGGUUUCUUUGACUCUGACUCCAAACAUGGUCCCCACAUGCUUUUGAUUGUUCAGUCGCUAAUGUCUCUUUGACUCUAGACUAUAUGCCCUGUGGUUUCUAAAUUUGAUAUAACAAUUUUUAUUUGUAUAAAACUAAAGAAGAAAAUGCUUUAAAAAGCUUUUAUUUUCCCUAUACCAAGAGAAUUUACUCCUUUAAAAAAGAUCACUAUUCACGAGGGCCGCCGGUAGGUUAAUAUAAUGCAAGGUUGAUAAUGCAGACAGAUCUCUAGAAUAAGAACAUAAACCAGAUUUAGGGUCUCAAGGUAAAGGGUAACACAGUGUAGUCCAGACAGCUCCUUGCAAACAACCUCCUGAAGUUUGGGUUGACAAGAUCUAGAAUGAGAAUACUAAAGAACAUCUCGUUUUAAAUUAGACUUUUAACCCCUCACCUGGGGAAUGCUUCUCGGUUUUCUUUUAUGCCAACAAAGGAGAAAGUUGGGGCUGCUGGGGGUUGGUGGAAAGACUGUGACCCUUUUCUCUGCAACCGGGGGGGAUCUGGGGGCAACUCUGUCUUCCUAAAACCUUCUGGCUAUGUGCUUUGGGCUGUGGAAUGAACCUGUGUGUGAAUGUGCCGUUCUCUGGCCCCCACCUCGAAAUUCCUCUUCAGUUUCUUGCUUUAUUUGUCUCUGGGGCACUUAUCACUUGGCAUGCCGUCUCUCCUCGCCCAGGGCCCGCUAGAAUGCAAGCCCCCACGGGAGCAGGGAGCCUGCUUCCAUCACUGCUGUGUCUCCGGCACCUACAGAUGGUGCCUGGCACACAGAUGACACUCUGUAAAUAUUUGUGGAAUGACGAAAUGUUUGUCAGCCCCCCAGGUUCUGAAUCCUGUGCCCAGGGAACCCAACGCGAGCAGGAGGAGGACGAGCGGCUUGCCUUGGAAACUCUCCAUCCCAGGAAGAUGCAGAGCCUCAGGCCGGAGCAGAUUCGGGGGCUGCUGGAGCCCGAGAGGGCCAAGACGCUGCUUCCCCGGGAGAGCAGGGCCUGGGAGAAGCGUGCCGCCCUCGCCAAAGACUGGGUGGCUGUGGAGGUUGGGGCCACCAACUGUGACGGUGACGAGAAAGGUCUGUCUUCUCAAGAGCCUGGGCUGGCCCAGGAGUGGAACGCAGUGGAGGGAGAUGACGAGUCAGAAGACUCUCAGGAUUUUUUUUUCAUGUCGCCACUGCCUGGCUUUCCAGAUAACUCCCUAUGUCAUAUCCAUUCCCCAAACUUUCCUGAUAUUUUAAGACCUGUUGCACUCUACUCAUCACUAUUUUGGAGAAGAAUUGUCACCAUUAACCGUUUUGUCUUCCCAUCCUUCAUCAUGGGCUUUGUGGAGUGGUCGAAAGCUCCACAACAAACGACCAUAGUCUUGGUAGUGUGUGUCCUGUUUUUGUUCCUGGUUUUAACAGGGAUGCCUAUGAUGUUCCACAUUUAACUACAGUGAUGACGACUGUUCUGAAAUAGAUGCACUGUUUCUUGUUAAGGAAAUGUCUUGGUUAAAAAUCAGGAAUAGGUUAUUAGCAAAUGCCUUUUAAACAUCUAUCAAGAAAAAAAAUUUUUUUUUGUAUUUAACCUUUUGGGGUGAGGUUUUGCAUUAUGGUAUUUCAUUGAACUUAAGACAUUGUUGAUUGUAAAACACAUAUUAUUUUAUAUACGACUGAGAAAGGAAAAUAUGCUGCUUCAUCGUAAGAUGCCACCAACCGGAAGAUGCAUCCCUGCUUCAGAGAGGACGAAAAAAUGUGCAACUUGGGAUUGAUGAAAUCUGGUAGACUUCUUAAUAUCACAUCAUCUUUGUAGUCUUAGGAUCAUGGUGCACCAGUCUUUCCAGACCCUGAAUUGUACUUCAUGAUAUUUUAUGUAUGACUCUCGCCUCUCUCUUCAUAUGUAAGAUUGGUGCUAUAUUUGUCACGUUUUGGUAACAUGGCCAGACUUGCAUCAUAGAAGGACGUCACUUUUAUUGUUGUCUAAACCUUAGAAUAGUUUCCGUAGCUUAAGAAGUAUCACUUCCUUGACAUUUUGAAAGAAUUUACCAGUAAUCAGGGCCUGGAGCUCUGGGGAGAAAGUUUCAGCUAAAUUCUUGGGGGGCUUUCUCAGUUUCUUCCCAUGUUAUCGGUUUAUGAAUACUUUUUACCUCAUUAAUUUUGGUGAUUUAUAUAGCGUUUUUGUUUUUUUUUUAAUGCCCUAGGAAAUUCUUCAUUCCAUUGAACUUUUCAGAUUAUUGGCUGAAUUAUGAAUACUAUUCUAUAAUUAAAUGAAAAACUUCUCUUUAUUUUGUUCUAACCCCUUUCUUCCUUUCAACUUCUGUUUGUGGUUGGCCCACUAUUAGAUUUAUCGAAGUUUUACCUCAUCUACGAUUACUUUUCCAAGAACUAGCAUUGGGAUUUAUUUAUAUCCAUAUUUCUCUAGUUUGUAAUUUGUUUUCCAUUAAUACGUAUGGGGUUUAUUUAUUUUUUUUUAUUAUUUCUAUCUCUUGUCUGUUUUUACAUUGAGUAAUUAAUUCAUUUAUAAUCUCUUCUUACAAAAUUAUUUGCUAAACUAGUGUACUUAAUAAUAAAUGUACUUCUCUGAUUGUAGCCUUGGCCACAUCUUAAAGUUUGGUAAUUUGUGUUCUUGUUUAUGUUGUUGCCUAAAUGUUAUAUUGUAGUGUUUCUACAAUAUAAAGAGUACUUUAAACUCAGUGAUCAGGUUUAUUUAAAAAUAGUUUUGUUUUAAUGAUUUACUGCACAGUGAAAAUGUGGCCUCUAAUAUAUCUGCUUUCAACACCCUUUUAAAAGCUUUUAUUGUGGCCUGCAACACGUCCAAUGUUUGUACAUGUUUUAUGGACAUUUAAGGUGAAUAUGUAUUUUCAGUCUGUAGGAUUCGAAACUCUACAUGUCUGUUAAUUAACUCAGUCUUAUCAGUUAUAUUGCUUAGAUUCAUGUGUUAUUUAAUUCUGGCUCACCUUAUCUGUCAAAAACCAGUAAGGUUAUGUGAAAAUCUGUUCGUAUGACUGUGUUUGUCAAUGUAUUUUUGUAACCUUUGCUUUAUGUAUUCAGCCACUGUGUCAUCUGCUGCACAUAGUUACAGCACUGUUAUGUCUUUGCCAAUUAAAGAAUACAUGCAAGACACUAAGCACAAUACCAGCAGACGGUAGCCACGCAAUAAAUGUUAGUUAAAACCUGAUUCUGAAUCCUUUGUGAAAUAGAAAAUGAUCGUCUUUAAA